UUGACUCUCUCUCUCUCUCUCUCUCUCUUCUGGGUGUAAAUUUGGAGAUAAUAAAAGCAAGAAAGCCUCGUUCAUCAACCCUUCAAAGUCCAAGAAGAUCAAGAAAGCAUCAUCAUCCUCCCUCUUGAACAGCAGAUAAGACUUUCCACCCUCCUCUCCUUCCUCCAUCACUCCCCAUCGGCCAGAAUCCAUCCCCCACCAUGAGGAAGCUCUACCGCAGAUCGGUCACCGUCCACCCCUCCCCGCCGCCGCCCAUCUCCGACCACAACCACCUCCUCUCCCUCCUCCCCGCCGCCAUCCUCGCCCUCACCGCCGCCCUCUCCCCUCAGGACAGGGAGGUCCUGGCCUACCUCAUCUCCGGCAACAACAGCUACUUCAGCAACAGCCGCGGCAAGAGCAAGGGCAGCAACUGCGACCACCCGGCUUGCUUCACCUGCGACUGCUUCCGGUGCUACAUGAGCUACUGGGUCAGGUGGGACUCGUCCCCGAACCGCCAGCUCAUACACGAGAUCAUCGAUGCCUUCGAGGACGGGCUGGUGCUCAAGAACAAGAACAACCACAGGAGCGUGAAGGGCAAGAACGGCAGGGACAGGAGGAGGAGAUCAGGGCUCGGUGCCGAGCCCGCCGAGUCGAAGCGGCCCGAGUCGAGCCCGGCCAAGAACGAGCCGGGCGAUAAGAUGGAAGAGGCGAACCCCAGCAGCGGCGGCGGCGGCGGCGGCGAGGUUGGUGGCGGUGGAGAGGAAGAGCUGGAGAAAGGGUCGGUGAGGAGGCUGGUGAGCUUCAUCGGAGAGAGGAUAUGGGGUGUCUGGAAUUGAUCUUCGGAGGAAAAACGAAGUGGAAAUUAACAAUCUUGCUCAAGGUUUUUUGCCUUUCCUCUAUCACUCACUCACUACGAGCCCAAGGUAGCGAGUGUUCUACCGUUUCCUCCUCCUUUUUUUCCUUUUUGGUUUCAAAUUCUGUAUAUAUCAUCCUUUGCUCUUUGCAAUGUAAGAAAAGAAUGGAAAGCUGUUAAUCAACUAA
Syzygium oleosum is the source of this 1020-nucleotide messenger RNA. RefSeq lists its product as uncharacterized. The coding region runs from base 201 to 815 and encodes 204 amino acids. The transcript has a single exon. The record is from RefSeq and is a predicted model, not a curated record. NCBI's taxonomy places the organism in Eukaryota, Viridiplantae, Streptophyta, Magnoliopsida, Myrtales, Myrtaceae.